This is a messenger RNA of Schistocerca cancellata (South American locust), 1116 nucleotides long. RefSeq lists its product as uncharacterized. The coding region runs from base 1 to 1116 and encodes 371 amino acids. The transcript has 7 exons. The record is from RefSeq and is a predicted model, not a curated record. Lineage: Eukaryota; Metazoa; Arthropoda; Insecta; Orthoptera; Acrididae.
AUGACCCGCGGCAAGUGCGACAGGCCUCCACCCACUUCCUCGUCCUCGUCCGCUGCCCUACAGAUCACUUGUUAUGAGCAGAACACCACUGUGCGUGAGCCGCCGGGCGGCGAGCGCGCCUCGCAGUCAGGUUGCGCAGCGCAACGCAACCCAGCUCGCUGCGGCUCUGCUCGUGUGGGGUCGACGAACCCCGCCAUACACUGCAGACAAAAGUUCCGACCCCCAGACAGGGAUAAGUCCAGCUCCACUGCUCUGGCGGUCUGCCGGGUCUGCGGAGAGGCACCGCCAAGCUGCUGGCGAGAGAACAGACCACUGAGCCGCGGAGGCAACUUCCGGCACUGUGCUAGCUGUGCGCCAGAGCGCGGCACUCGCGACCCUCGGAGCAGCGCGGCGGUAACGCAAUUUGCGGAGGCGGCUGCGGCAGCUUCGCCUCUCACGGCCCACUCUGCGGACGGGCUGUCUCCGGCCCCCGGGGGCGGGGGGCGGGGCUGUCUCGCCCCCGGCGGCGUCUUGCUCUUUAGCGGCACUGCGCGGAUCAACCGGCGCGCUCGUAGCUGUACGGAGAUCAGAUAUUUACUCUAUGGUGCGCUGCUGCGGUCCCGGACUGCGCUUGUCUCGGGUACAGUGCUCGGCGCUGCCGCCCCACUGCCCCAGAGGCGGGAGGCGGCUCUGCCGGCCCCCAAGGUCGCCCGCGCCGCCGCCCACGCAGGUAAGAAACGUGACGGCUCGGCAGUACAGCAGUGCAGUAAGUUUGUAAAACUCUUCGUUAACAUGUGGGCGCCACGCCGAGCCACUCGCGGCGGCGGCAGCGGCGGCGCCGCGCUGGCCACCCCUGCGGCCUGGGCUAUUGAUCGGCCUGCCCUCCCGGUGGCGCCCUCUGCCGGCGCCGCCCCCGCCCCACCCCUCGUGACGUCACGCGGCGCCGUACGGCCGGCCACGCGGAAAUUCCCGCAGGCUGCCCCGGGGGUGUCGUCCACAGUGGAGGCAGAAGUUAAUGGCCCACCGCUGGUGAGAGAGCGGCGGGUGUGGGUGGAAAUCCAGCAGCGGCAGCGGCGGAGGCGGCUGCGGGAAGCCGGUGCGCUGUUUACAAACAGCGCCGCGUCCGCUCUGGGGUAA